This is a messenger RNA of Galeopterus variegatus (Sunda flying lemur), 1347 nucleotides long. RefSeq names its product tissue specific transplantation antigen P35B (gene GFUS). The transcript has 11 exons. Lineage: Eukaryota; Metazoa; Chordata; Mammalia; Dermoptera; Cynocephalidae. Gene Ontology annotation, molecular function: GDP-L-fucose synthase activity. The record is from RefSeq and is a predicted model, not a curated record. Gene Ontology annotation, biological process: nucleotide-sugar biosynthetic process. The coding region runs from base 79 to 1044 and encodes 321 amino acids.
GAGGCUGGAGACUCACCCGGCGCCGGAAGCAACUCCCCGGGAGCCGCACAGGUGGGCCCGGGCGCAGCUGCAGCUGACAUGGGUGAGCCCCAAGGCUCCAUGCGGAUCCUAGUGACAGGGGGCUCCGGGCUGGUGGGCAGAGCCCUCCAGAAGGUGGUAGCAGAUGGGGCCGGCCUGCCUGGGGAGGACUGGGUGUUUGUCUCUUCCAAGGACGCCGACCUCACGGAUGCGGCACAGACCAAAGCCCUGUUUGAGAAGGUCCGGCCCACACACGUCAUCCACCUUGCUGCAAUGGUGGGGGGCCUGUUCCGGAAUAUCAAAUACAAUCUGGACUUCUGGAGGAAAAACGUGCAUAUCAACGACAACGUCCUGCACUCGGCCUUCGAGGUGGGCGCCCGCAAAGUAGUCUCCUGCCUGUCCACCUGUAUCUUCCCAGACAAGACCACCUACCCCAUUGAUGAGACCAUGAUCCACGACGGGCCGCCCCACAGCAGCAAUUUUGGAUAUUCAUACGCCAAGAGGAUGAUCGACGUGCAGAACAGGGCCUACUUCCAGCAGCACGGCUGCACCUUCACUGCGGUCAUCCCCACCAACGUCUUCGGGCCGCAUGACAACUUUAACAUCGAGGACGGCCACGUGCUGCCCGGCCUCAUCCACAAGGUGCACCUGGCCAAGAGCAGUGGCUCUGCCCUGACAGUCUGGGGUACCGGGAGGCCGCGGAGGCAGUUCAUCUACUCGCUGGACUUGGCCCAGCUCUUCAUGUGGGUCCUGCGGGAGUACAAUGAGGUGGAUCCUAUCAUCCUCUCAGUGGGUGAGGAGGAUGAGGUCUCCAUCAAGGAGGCUGCCGAGGCUGUGGUGGAGGCCAUGGACUUCCAUGGGGAAGUCACCUUUGAUACAACCAAGUCGGAUGGACAGUUUAAGAAGACAGCCAGUAACAGCAAGCUUCGGACCUACCUGCCCGACUUCCGGUUCACUCCCUUCAAGCAGGCUGUGAAGGAAACCUGUGCUUGGUUCACUGACAACUACGAACAGGCCCGGAAGUGAAGCCAGGUGGUGGGAGCAGGCGCCCGUGGGUGCUCAGCUGGCAGAGCCCAGUGGCCAACACCCUCAGACCCUUCUAGGAGCCGAGGGCACUGCCCAGCAACCUGGGCCCACGUUCCACCUCCCUCUGCUAGGCAGCCUCAGGCAGGUGUCUAGCGGGUCCUCAUUCAUGUCCGUCCUCAGGGAAACCAAGGCCUGGGCAGGCCCAGCACCUCACUCCCUGAUGCUGGUGUCCAGACCUGAGCGUGUCCACUCUGAUCCUGCUCCCUCACUUCCUGGGAGCCAAUAAAGUGCAUUUUUCCAGGC